Pseudomassariella vexata is the source of this 1576-nucleotide messenger RNA. RefSeq names its product peptidase family S58. Gene Ontology annotation, molecular function: aminopeptidase activity. The transcript has 2 exons. The record is from RefSeq and is a predicted model, not a curated record. The coding region runs from base 96 to 1304 and encodes 402 amino acids. NCBI's taxonomy places the organism in Eukaryota, Fungi, Ascomycota, Sordariomycetes, Amphisphaeriales, Pseudomassariaceae.
GAAACCAAGGAAUCCUCAAUUCAAGACUUCACUCAAGAACCAAAAUCUCAUCCAAUCUUUCACUUACAAAGUCUCAACUUCUUUGCUCGUUCAAUAUGUCAUCAGCUUCUACGUCUGGCGCCAAGGCACCUCGCAUGCGCAUACGGGAGCUCCUCCCGGAUCUGCAUCUUGGAAACUACAAGCCAGGCCCGCUCAACUCACUGACCGACGUACCAGGCGUUAAGGUGCACACCCAGGAAAUCUUUGCCGACAAUGGUUUCGUCAACACGGGCGUGACUUCCAUUCUGCCACGCGAGGACUGGUUCGACACUGCCUGCUACUCAGGCAUCUUCAAGUUCAACGGGUCGGGUGAAAUGACAGGCAGCCACUGGAUCAACGAGACAGGGCUAUUGCAUACACCCAUCGUCCUAACCAACUCCUUUGCGGUCGGAGCGGCGUACCAGGGGAUCUAUGAGUACACUCUCAAGAAACAGGGCACCACGAAGGGUAAGGUGGAUUGGUUCUUGUUGCCUGUUGUUGCUGAGACGUUCGAUGGGUAUAUGAAUGAUUUGACCCAGUUUGCGGUCAAACCGGAGCAUAUUGUGCAUGGACUGGAGAAUGUGUCCAGUGGGCGGGUGCGCGAGGGAAAUGUGGGUGGAGGUACUGGUAUGCUCUGCCAUUACUUCAAAGGCGGAACCGGCAGUAGCAGCAGAAUCGUCGAAGGAUAUGACAUCAAAGGAGAACCAAAGUCGUACACCAUGGCGGCACUCGUUCAAGCCAAUUAUGGAAAGAAGUCUGACCUACGCAUAUCUGGCGUACCAGUUGGACGCGUCUUGGCUGCGGAUGAUGCGAAAGCUGCAGAGGCAGACACGGCAGUAAAGGCAGCCCAAGAGGAGCUUGUACAAGAAAAGAAUCGCAAGGACGGCAGUAUCAUUGUGAUUCUGGCAACCGAUGCCCCGCUUCACCCUACGCAGUUGCAACGUAUUGCGAAGCGAGCCACCGUUGGACUUGCCCGUGUUGGUGGUCAAGGGCACAACCCGUCUGGUGAUAUAUUCCUCGCCUUCUCAACCGGAAAUGAAAUCCCAGUAUUGAAGGAUCGUAAGGCUUAUGAUCCGUGGAAGCCAACACCGGUCAAUAUCGAUGUCGUUAAUGACUCGUCUAUCAAUGGGCUGUUUGAGGCAGCUGCUGAUGCUACCGAGGAAGCCAUUUAUAACGCGUUGUGCAUGGCAGAAGAUAUGGUUGGUAAUCAGGGGCAUUUCAUUGAAGCUCUGCCUUUGGAAAGGUUGAAGGAGAUCAUGACCAAGUACAUGUUAGUGAGCGAGUAACAUUCUAGCUGGCCAUCACAAGUGAGCAGGGGAAUAUAUCGACGGCGUUAAGCUUGGGUUGGCAUAAGAAGACGCUGUGGAAGCACAUAAGGUUCCUACCGUUUCUACAAAAUUUUCCAGAGCAGUCACUUUUACAGAGUGUAUGUAGUAAGCCAUGGGGUAGGAAGGCAGGGGCACACACAGAUAGUGGAUUUCUCAGCUGUCUCUCUAGAAACCAAAUAUCAUAACUCAGAAAUUAGCGUGACUAGAGUGGCUCUCCGGAAAUAUCCAAC